AUGCUGCCCAGUGCUCAUACCAAUUUUACCUCCUCAGCGUCAGCUAGUACGGACAACUAUGAUGUGAUGGCAAUGAAUUAUCAGCCCCAGCAGGCGAGGGGGCGAGGCGACGCCAACAGAUACGCGCUCAAGUUCUACCGCGAAUCAGACCAGGAGGUCAGGAUGAAGAAGGAGGACGCUCUAAAGGAGGUCCGACCAGUAUCUGAGAAAGAGAUGGAGAUUGACCCAACAGACUUCUUUCCGGCGGAAAUAUCAUUCCCCAAAAGACCCGAAUGGAAUUUUAAUAUGACUCCGGCGCAGUUAGAUGCACAGGAGCAGAAAUAUUUUAGGGAGUACAUCGACAAGCUGCGAGAGUCGGAGCAUUGGAAGGAUAUGUCAUACUUCGAGCUCAACCUGGAGACCUGGCGGCAGCUGUGGAGAGUGCUGGAGAUGUGUGACAUUCUGCUGUUGAUUGUGGACGUUAGGUUCGCGGGUAUGAUGUUUCCACCCACCCUGUACGAGUAUGUAACCAAUAUCAACAAGAGCAUGAUCCUGGUCUUGAACAAGGUAGACCUGGUGCCAGCCAGCGUGGUGGCUGCGUGGAAGGAGUUCCUGCUGAAGAGAUGUCCAGAGCUGAAGGUGGUGUACUUCACCUCCUGUCCGGGGUACAACUUGGCUGGUUCACAGAGUGACAAAGCAGGUCUUCAGGUGCGUCGCCGCAAGGGCAGACAACGUAUGUGUACAGAGGGCGCCACUCAGAUACUGGAAGCUUGCAAGCAGAUCGUGAGCGGCGAGGUGGACCUCCAGUCCUGGGAGAAGAAGAUCAAGGACGAGACAGACGUGGAGUUUGAUGAUGACGAGACGGAGAUUGGUUUAACCAUUGUCCAGAAACCAGACACGUCAUACUUCUCCCACGAGAGGUACAAGAACGGUAUCCUGACCAUUGGCUGUGUGGGACAGCCGAACGUGGGGAAGUCUUCCCUUAUGAACGCCAUCAUGGGGAGGAAAGUGGUUUCUGUGUCGAAGACGCCCGGACACACCAAACACUUCCAAACUAUAUUCCUGACACCACAGGUUCGCCUCUGUGACUGUCCAGGGUUGGUGUUUCCAUCCAAAGUGCCAAGACCCAUACAAAUACUAAUGGGUUCUUAUCCCAUCGCGCAACUGAGAGAGCCCUAUACCACCAUCAGGUAUUUAGCGGAGAGGCUCAAUUUGCCCGCGCUGUUGCGUAUCGACCAUCCGGAGAACGACGAUACCUGGUCACCCCGGGAUAUCUGCGACGGGUGGGCCAAGAAGCGAGGCUUCCUCACUGCCAAAGCUGCUAGGUUGGACACAUACCGCGCGGCAAAUAGUAUACUGCGAAUGGCUUUGGAUGGCAGGAUAUGUCUGUGGCUCAGGCCCAUUGGAUUUACUCAGGACAGAGAGAAAUUCGAGAAAUGCGAUGAAGUAAAGUACGUGAAGUGGGUGCAAGCGAUGAGCAACGAGGAGGAGGUCGUGAGUUGGGUUCCCUCCUCCAACGAGAGUGACGCCAGCGAUGAGUCAGAGGGCAGCGGCAGCGACAGCGAAAGUGAGAGUGGAGGAGAGACCGCGAGAGUUGCCAACAAAUUUGCGGCUUUGAUGAGUGAUGAUUAGAUGCUAGGUGAUCACCUUGUUACUCUGAUAUAUGUUAACUACUUUUGUUACUCAAGUGAUUUUUCUCACUUCUGAUAUUAAAAAAUAAUUUCGUGCGUACAAAGUACACAAGUCUCACACCCGCAUUGUGCAUGUACCUCUAAACUGUAUAUGAAGUCCUACAUGUUGUUAAGAUGACACAUGAUUUCAAUCGCUAUGAAAGACAUUACUAUCACCGCUACCAUUAUUUAUGUUCUCCUGGUGUCCACGUAGUAAUACUUAUAAGGUAUACUCGCGUCAUACAUAUGACAAUCUCUUCUUCAACUAUGAUCGCCUGGUACCAAAACACUGUUUAAUCUCAUUUUCUCCCCACGGUAAAUCUUGUGAAUUUAUUUGUUUUGCUUUCUCUCUCUUCUGCUUUUUGUUUCAUCGAAUUUCAAAUCACAACGAUGCUACGAACUAUCGAAAGAAAUAUAAUAAAAAUGUGUGAUAUAACAGGGAUCGUAUUAUUACGGUACCGUUUAAAGUCGAUGGAUUUUAACUCACUUCGUAAAAUUGAAAUAGGAAGAUUAAA
Molecule: messenger RNA, 2164 nt
Organism: Leptidea sinapis
Lineage: Eukaryota; Metazoa; Arthropoda; Insecta; Lepidoptera; Pieridae
Gene: Ns4
Product: guanine nucleotide-binding protein-like 1
Exons: 10
Coding region: 1-1611 (536 amino acids)
Molecular function (GO): GTPase activity; GTP binding
Source: RefSeq, a predicted model, not a curated record